CGCGACACACACACACACACACACACACACACACACACACACACACACACCGGGAGGAGCCGUCUACCCUUCCGUCACCCAUACCCGCCCCUGAGGACGGUGCGUCGUUGGCGGCGUCAAUAUUAUUUAUUAUUCCCGUUAGUCUCGGUAUUUAGCGCCGCAGCUGCUCACGGUGAUCGUUAAAUCGGACGCGUCUCGUUGUUUUGUGGCGCGUGUUUUUUCUUGUAACGGGGAUUAUUGAGGCGGCAUCAGCGCGCGGUGAUGCUCUCCGUUAAAGGAUCGUGAAGCGUCGCGAGUCUAAAGGACCACUGCCGUGGAUGGUUGGGCGUUAGUGCGUGUUUGUUUUGCUCUGAUGGCGAACAUGAGCAGUAGUGUGUGCAUGGAAACUCCACACGCUCAUGGCCACGCCCACGGCCACACCCACAACUACAACCCCACCCCCGGACGGGACUUUCCUCUUCAGAUCGACUCGUGCAUGAACCCGGUGUUGGACUACAGUGCGCAGAUGGAGCGUUACCGCUCGUUCGCCACCUUCUAUAAGAACAGCACGGCCGCCGGCGCCACGCCGUUUCCCCAAACUGCGAAAAUCGCACGAAUCGCCACGCCCCUAUUCCCAUCAGCACGCUUAUCCGCGAUGCCACCCUGGCCGUGUGACAACGCCAUGCUAUGGGGGCGAAAGCCCGCCACGGUUAACGUAAACGGACCUCACACACAUCGGACAGGCAUGUCAAGGGCGGAGCAGGUGAACGUGCACAUGUCCGCCAAACACAUUCCACAAGACUCCGCCCUCUCGAUGGGUGACAACUUCCUAUCGCCGCUGUCCGCGGAGCAGUGCCGCGGUCUCCCCGUAACGGGCGCCGACUGCAUGAACCGACUGAAGUGCCCGCCGUCGGGGCCGCCCGGGGAGGCGGAUCGAGGCGGGACCUUUGGAGGGAUGCCCCCUUUGGGGGGGCUGUCGUUACCGCCAGGGGUCAUCGUCAUGACGACGCUUCACUCCGGUGCAGGGUCAUCCGGGGUUACGAUGUCAGACAGCGCAUUUCAGAUCGCUAACGUGGCGGCGGACUGCCAGCACAGCGGCUCGUCUUGCUCCGGGUCGCCCGCGGCUCUGAACGGGAACGGUAACGGGAGUUGCAGCAGCGGGAACAGCAACGGUAGCGGAGCGGCUAAACGUAAACGCAAGCGGUGUGGCGUCUGCGCCCCCUGCAGAAGGCUCAUUAACUGCGGCGUGUGCAGCUCCUGUCGGAACAGAAAGACGGGUCAUCAGAUUUGCAAGUUCAGAAAGUGCGAAGAACUCAAGAAGAAGCCGGGCAGCACGAUGGAGAGAGCACCGUCAGCAGGAGCCGCUGACACCUUCCGCUGGUUCUUCUGAAGGGCUCGCCAACAAACCACACCACAACACCGGACUCAAAACCAGAAGAACUGCAACCUACGAUCCCAUCAUACGGUUCCGCAAUCAGGGAAUCUCUCCGAACUCCUCGCUUUCAAGCCCUUCCCCUCAGGACUCACUGUGGCACUGGGGCAUCAGGUGCACACGCCCCGUCGAGGGCUCACCUCACCUCAAACAAACACCAAUGGCAUAGAGAAACAUAGACUUGAUUCCAGUCGUAUCAGGAUCCGAGCUCGAAGGAACAGUUCACCUGGCUGAAAUCCAACAUUUAAAGGGACAGUUCACCCAAAAAGGACAGUCAGUAAUUCCUCACCCUCAUGCCGUUCCAAACCCGCACCUUCGUUCAUCUUUCAGAACACAAAUUUUAAGAUGUUUUUGCUGGAAUCCAAUGACAGCUAUUUAAUUAACACUUUAAAGGGUAACUAAACCCCUGGUCAGAGCCUGACUCCACCCACUGGCAAUAUUUGAAAAAUGCUGGAAAAGUGGG
Molecule: messenger RNA, 1874 nt
Organism: Pimephales promelas (fathead minnow)
Lineage: Eukaryota; Metazoa; Chordata; Actinopteri; Cypriniformes; Leuciscidae
Product: CXXC-type zinc finger protein 4
Cellular component (GO): nucleus
Molecular function (GO): methyl-CpG binding; zinc ion binding
Source: RefSeq, a predicted model, not a curated record